This is a messenger RNA of Westerdykella ornata, 1994 nucleotides long. RefSeq names its product cytochrome P450. The transcript is spliced from 5 exons. The coding region runs from base 1 to 1509 and encodes 502 amino acids. The record is from RefSeq and is a predicted model, not a curated record. Gene Ontology annotation, molecular function: iron ion binding; monooxygenase activity; oxidoreductase activity, acting on paired donors, with incorporation or reduction of molecular oxygen. NCBI's taxonomy places the organism in Eukaryota, Fungi, Ascomycota, Dothideomycetes, Pleosporales, Sporormiaceae.
AUGGCAAAUUUACUAUCUCAAAGCGACGUGGGGCGGCUCGCUAACCGUUCGACAGCGCAGCUGGCUCUUGCUGCAGUACUUGUAUGGGUUCUUAUGCUCAGGCCAAUUUAUCUGCUUUACUUCCAUCCCCUCAGCAGAUUUCCUGGACCAAAGCUCUGGGCCGUGACUCGCUGGGGCGUUUCUCGCGCGAUCAUCAGCGGCAAGUCGCACGAUAUCAUUCUCGACUUGCACAAAAAAUACGGUCCUAUCGUGCGAAUUGCCCCUGAUGAGCUCGCUUUCCAGUCAAUCUCGGCGUGGACGGAUAUCGGUGGUCACCGCAAACUGGGGCAACCGGAAAUGACAAAGGAACCCGUUUUCAAUGAAGCGUUCAAAGACAAUCUACUUGGUGUGACGAAGCGCGAAGACCAUUCACGCAUGCGUAGAAUCUUGUCGCGCGGCUUCUCAGCAUCGACAAUGCAGAAACAGGAGCCAUUUCUGCAGCGUUACGUGGACAAGCUUAUCUCCGAAUUGAGGAAACGGUGCGAUGACGGCCGAGCGCUCAUCAACAUUGAGGCGUGGUUCAGCUUUACAGCAUUUGAUAUUAUUGGUGAUCUGACUUUUGGGGAAUCUUUUGGUUCUCUGGACAGUGGCGGCCAUCAUCCAUGGGCUUCUCUCAUCUUUGAUACGACGAGGUUUGUCAUUCUUGCGAAUUGUUUGAAGAGAAUCAACAGACUGUUCCUUCCUAUUCUCUUCUUCAUCACUCCCAAAGGACUUGCAAAAAGACUACGAGAGAAUCAACAACUUACCGAUGCCAAAAUUGCGAAACGGCGUGCUCUGGGUGCUACCCGGCCUGACUACAUGACUGCUAUGCUUGGCGACGACGAGAAAGGCGAGUUCCUCUCGGAUGCAGAAAUUACGUCCAACUGUACUGCCUUAAUACUCGGAGGCGCAGAAACAAUCUCCAGUGCUCUCAGUGCCACGACCUAUUACCUCGCGACAAAUCCCCACACCUUAGCGAAGGCAGUCGAAGAAGUGCGUUCCGCAUUUACAACCGAAGAAGAAAUAACCUUGACAAGAACUGGGCAACUCAAGUAUCUCAAUGCUGUGAUUACGGAAUCGUUGCGCAUGUUUCCCCCGUUUGCUGGAGUUUCGCCACGCCAGGUACCUGCAGGCGGUGCUACGAUUGCCGGCGAGUUUAUCCCUGAGAAUACAACUGUUGGCAUCUGGCACUGGAGUAUGACCAGAUGUCCAGACUUCUUUUUACAUGCUGAUGAAUUCCACCCUGAGCGAUGGCUCGAUGAUCCCAGGUUCCAGGCCGAUCAAAAACAAGCCUCGCAGCCUUUCGCCGUUGGUCCGCGAAAUUGUAUCGGCAUGAACCUGGCGUAUGUCGAGCUGCGUCUGAUACUGGCGAGGAUCCUCUGGAACUUUGAGCUGACGUUGGAUGAGAGCUGUGCAAACUGGGUAGACAAUCUGGUCGAGUAUUUCGGCUGGGAGAAGACUCCACUGUACGUUCGUUUGGCCCCCAGGUGAAAGUAGAUUUGAUCAUAGGCACUGUGGCACUGGGCUUGCUUGCGUGCGUUGUAUAGAUCAAUCAUUGCGAGGUGAUCCUCCUUGCGUCAGUUUUGGAAUGGGGCCAUGGGAGGACCCAGUUGCAUCGUUGAUGGCAUCAAUUGAGUGUUUCAGCAGUUAUCCAACCCACCCGAAUGGAAUCUAUGUGCAUGCGUAUGGGCGCGAAUUUAGGUUAUCGCCCGAAGGCUCCACAUGGCUCCACAUGGGACACUGGGCCCACUCCUGCAUACAGACAAGGUGUAUACCCUGCCAGUCUAGCCAGCCGGCGUGGGGGAAUAUCCUGAGCUUAUGCGGGCUCCACAUACGUCCCGAAGUAUCUCAGUACUCGGGUUCCAGCUGAAUGGUUCGCAUUAUUGUCUAGUCAGCCCUAAUUUCAUUCUUCUACUCCUAGAAACAGAUCGGCUUCAUAAGCAUUAUCUACCAGACGAGGCCGGAGUAAUCACGCC